UCCGGCACAAAACUGUUCCCAAAAAAAAACAACAACCCACCUCUCUCCUCUCCUUUUUCCAUCUGAUUCUCCAUUGUGUUGCCGACUGCAGCCAUGUCCUUUGUCGCUCCUCCUGGUUAUCAGCCAGUCUACAGUCCUGGAAUUCCAUACCUGGGGCCCAUUUAUGGAGGCGUGAGAGAAGGGACGUCCAUCUACCUCCAGGGCUCUGUCCCUAAAGACAUUACCAGGUUUCAAGUUAACCUGCUCUGUGGCCAGAGCGAGGGCAGCGACAUUGCCCUCCACUUCAACCCUCGAUUUGAUGGCUGGGACAAAGUGGUCUUCAACUCUUGUCAGGGUGGAUCCUGGGGGUCAGAGGACAAGAUCCGUAGCAUGCCCUUCAACAAGGGCAAGUCCUUUGAAAUGGUCAUCAUGGUCACUUCACAAGGCUACAAGAUCACCGUCGAUGGGAAAGACUUUCACACCUUCGAGCACCGCCUCCCGCUGUACAGUGUGUGCGCGCUGCAGAUCGCAGGAGACGUCUCCAUCCAGACCAUUAACGUCAUAGGGGGUGGAGGAAUGGGUGGAGGAAUGGGUGGUGGAUGGGGAGGAGGAUGUGUAGGAGGAAUUGGUGGUGGAAUGGGUGGAUAUCCAGGAGGUGGCAUGGGGGGAGGAUGUCCAGGAGGCUCAGGAGGAGGCAUGGGAGGAGGAUAUCCUGGAUGUGACAUGGGGGGUGGAUAUCCAGGAGACAUGGGUGGUGGAUAUCCAGGAGGUGACAUGGGGGGUGGAUAUCCAGGAGGCACGGGUGGUGGAUAUCCAGGAGGUGACAUGGGGGGUGGAUAUCCAGGAGGCAAUAUGGGGGAAGGAUACCCGGGCUCACAACUGCCGGGUAUGGGUGCCCAGCCAAUUUACAACCCUCCUAUCCCUUAUGCUGGCAUGAUCCCAGGAGGAUUUUUCCCAAAGAGAACUAUCAUCAUCAGAGGCAUGGUGCCUUAUGGUGCAAAGAAAAUGUCCUUCAACUUCAUGGUGAGCAGAUCUCAGGACAUUGCGUUCCACUUGAACCCACGGGUGAAAGAUUCAAUUGUCGUGAGGAACAGCAAGAUCGGAGGAGCCUGGGGUCAUGAGGAAAGAGAGGUCAACAUGAACCCCUUCAGGGAGGGACAGUACUUUGAUAUGUCGAUUCGCUGUGGGAACGGAAGGUUUAAGGUGUUUGUGAACGGCGAGCACCUGUUCAACUUUGCGCACCGCCUCCCGUCCUUCAACGAGAUCGACAGGGUGGAGAUCGAAGGUGACGUGCAGAUCUCCUACAUCCACUUCUGAGACCUCACAUGUACCUACACGCUGAUGUAGAAAUGUUUCAGUGAUACGUCAACCACCAUUUUGUUCAUCUCCUAAUUGAUUGUGCUGCAUUAAACAAUUAAUGUUAGAUUAUCA
Molecule: messenger RNA, 1410 nt
Organism: Solea senegalensis (Senegalese sole)
Lineage: Eukaryota; Metazoa; Chordata; Actinopteri; Pleuronectiformes; Soleidae
Product: galectin-6-like
Exons: 17
Coding region: 94-1296 (400 amino acids)
Molecular function (GO): carbohydrate binding
Source: RefSeq, a predicted model, not a curated record